AUGAAUUCUCCAUCAAUAAAGGAAGUUUCAUUUGAUAAUGAUUUUGAUACCUCAACACAUAAUGUAUCUUUGGCAGCUAAUUUAUUAAUAAAUGAAAUGUGUACAUCUGAAUUUUGUAAGCCUGAUUUAGAUUUAACAGAUCAUAUAAAUAAACUUUUUCCUACUGAACAAUCUUUAUCACAAUUAGAUAAUAUUAUUUUUUCUGUUGGAAAAGAAAUAGAUGAUAUUGAUAAUGAGUUGGCGGAACUUGUUGAAUCACAUGGACAAAUAGAAUUGGAUGGAAAUGAUGCAUUGAUGCAAAUACAAUCAGCAAUGAUUGAGUUAGAAAGAAAAAUUCGUUCUAUACGAAGUAAAACUCAAAAUUCUGAGUUAAGUGUUCAUGAAAUGACUAGAGAUAUAAAACAAUUAGAUGUUGCAAAAAGAAAUUUAACCUCAUCUAUAACAACUUUACAUCAUUUACAAAUUUUGUUGUCUGGUGUUAAUUCAUUAUCAUUAUGGAUACCUGAUAAAAAAUAUUCUGAUAUUGUUAGCCAAUUACCAGCUGUAUUAAAUGUAUUAGAAUUAUUUAAUGAUUACCAAGAUAUUGAACAAAUAAAAAUUUUGUCAGAUAAAGUUGUUCAAAUAAAAAAUGACAUAUCUGAACAACUUAAUAAUGAUUUAAAAAUAGUCUUUCAAAAAGGUAUUCUUAAUCAGACGACGGCAGACAUGUGUAGAAUAGCUGCUGUUUUAAAUAAUCAUGUUGAAGAAAAUUUUUGGAAAUGGUUUAUUGAUUUACAACUUUCAGAAUAUUGUGUACUUUAUGCUGAAUCGGAAUCAAUUGCUUGGCUUGACAAAAUUAAUGAAAGAUAUAUAUGGUUUAUUAGAAAAUUGACUGAUUUUGAAAAAUUAAUACAAAUGAAAAUUUUUCCACCACAAUGGGAGAUGGGAAGACGACUAACCAAAGAAUUUUGUGAUCGAACUCGAAAUUCUUUAGGUCGCCUAAUGCAAAGAAGAAGAAUGGAAAUAGAUUGGAAACUUCUUAUGCAUAGUAUAAAUCACACAAAAAGUUUUGAAAAUUUGUUAUGUAAAAGAUUUCCAGCUAAAGAUAACUAUAAUUUUGACAAAAUUAUUUGGAAAAUAUUUGAUGACUUUAUUGAUAUUUAUGUUGCAGCACAAAAUAAAAAACUUGUUGAAUUUUUAGAUGAAUGUUCAAGUAAAAUAAGAAAUGGAUCUGAGAAACCAAUUAGACAAACCAGUACAACAGCUCAUUCUUUAAGUUCAAGUGCUGAUGUAUUUUUAUUGUUAAAAAAAAUAAUAACAGAUUCCACAAAAUUAUGUGCUGAUCCAAAUGCUUUACUAUGGAAAUUAGUUGAUAUAUUUAAAAAUUGUCUUCAAAAAUAUGCAAAUGAUUGUAUUGUUGCUUUCUUACCUAAAGACAAUUCAUGGAAUAGUUUAUCUGCAACAGCAAGUUUAUUUCCUCAUUUUGUAAGAGAUGAUACUUCUCAAAGAUUAAAUGAUGACCAACAAUUUUUUAUUUGUUGUUUAUUAGCUACAGCUGACUGGUGUGCUGAAACAACAUUACAAUUACAAGAUAAAUUAAAACAAAGAAUUGAAGCAAUCGAUUUUACUAAUGAAGUUGAAUUAUUUUAUGGAAUAUCCAAUAAAGCAUUGCUUAUUUUAGUAACGGAUAUUGAAUUAUUUUGUGAAAGUAUCUUACAUGAAAUGAUUAAAAAAGACUGGUCCAAAGUAAAAAAUGUUGGAGAUGAAAGUCCUUUUAUUUUAACAUUAAAAAAUUAUUUAACAGAAAAAAUACCAACUCUUCGUGAUUAUUUUACAGAUCUUAGAAAAUACUUUGCUCAUUUUUGUUUAAAAUUAGUAACACAAAUGGUAAACAAAUAUCUUGGGGUAAUUUUUAGAUGUAAACCAAUUUCUAUAACGGGAGCCGAACAAUUAUUAUUAGAUACACACUCCUUAAAAACAUUUCUUUUAUCAAUGCCAUCUGUAGGAAGUAUUGUACAAGCUAAACCACCAACAAUGUACACAACUACAGUAACGAAAACAUUAACAAAAGCAGAAAUGGUUCUUAAAGUUGUCAUACAACCAUUAAAAAACAAUGAAGAUUUUGUUGAUGAUUAUAUAAGAAUGUUACCAGAAUCAGAGUAUACUGAAUUACAAAAAAUUUUAGACAUGAGAUCAAUGAAACGAUCAGAUCAAGCUCCUAUUAUAGCUCUAUAUCGUUCAAAACUUGAAUUAUCAACAACAAAUGAAUCACCUACAAAUGACUUAUCAAUUACUACCAAUUUAUCACAAACAAUCGGUCAAGUUGUAGGAAUGGCUACAGAAAGUUUAAGUGAUUCAAGUAUGAAAAAGUUAGAAAAAUUAAUAUUAGCAACAAUGACAGGAGUUGAUAAUCAAAUGCAAUUAAUUUUCGAUGAAUCAGGGCAACCCUUUAUUCUUAUGCGAGAACAGGAAAAACAAAAAAGGCUUAGAGGUGUUGAAGCUUUGAAGUCCCAUAUCUUAGCUGCUCGUGCUGUGGCUGGAAUUGUAAAAUCAUCUCUUGGACCAAGAGGAUUUGACAAGAUGCUUGUUAGCCCUGAUGGUGAUGUUACAAUUACAAAUGAUGGAGCUACAAUUAUGGAUAAGAUGGAUGUUGAACAUCAUAUUGCUAAAUUAUUAGUUGAAUUGUCAAAAGCUCAGGAUGCUGAAAUUGGUGAUGGAACAACAGGGGUUGUUGUUAUGGCUGGUGCAAUGCUCCAACAAGCUGAACAACUUUUAGACAAAGGUAUACAUCCACUUAAAAUUGCCGAUGGUUAUGAUCUUGCCUGUAAAAAGGCUCUUGAAACUUUGGACAAAAUUGCUGAAGAAUUUGAUAUAACAAAUAGAGAAGCUCUUAUCAAAAGUGCUAUGACCUCUCUUGGGUCCAAAAUUGUUAAUAAAUCACAUAGACAUUUUGCUGAAAUGUCUGUGGAUGCUGUUUUGACUGUUGCUGAUAUGACUUCACGUGACGUUAAUUUUGAUCUCAUUAAGAUUCAAGGUAAAGUCGGUGGAAAACUUGAAGAUAGUACUUUAGUUAAGGGAAUCGUUCUUGAAAAAGGAAUGGCACAUCCUCAAAUGCCAAAGGAAAUUAAAGAUGCCAAAAUUGCUAUCUUAACAUGUCCAUUUGAACCACCAAAGCCCAAAAUUAAACAUAAGCUUGAUAUUGAAACAACUGAUGAUUUUAAAAAACUUCGUCAAUAUGAAGUUGAUGUUUUCCUUAAUAUGAUUAAAGAUGUUAAAAAUUCUGGUGCCACGCUUGCUAUUUGCCAAUGGGGCUUCGAUGAUGAGGCAACCCAUCUUCUUUAUGCUAAUGAACUCCACGCUGUUCGUUGGGUUGGUGGACCCGAAAUCGAACUUAUUGCUAUUGCUACAAAAGGAAGAAUUGUUCCAAGAUUUAGUGAACUUUCAUCUGACAAACUAGGUUUUGCUAAAACUGUUAAAGAAGUAACUUAUGGUACAAUGAAAGAAUCCAUGUUAUUUAUUGAGGGAUGCCCUGAUACUAGAGCUUGUACCAUUCUUUUAAGAGGAGCAAAUACUAUUAUGAUUGAGGAAGCCAAGAGAGCUCUCAAUGAUUCUAUGUGUGUUGUUAGAAAUCUCAUCAAGGAUAGUCGUGUUGUUUAUGGAGGUGGUGCUGCUGAAUUGGCAUGUGCUAUUGCUGUUUCAGAGGAAGCAGAUAAAAUUAGUGGACUGGAACAAUAUGCUUACAGGGCUUUUGCUGAGGCACUUGAAAGUAUUCCAAUGACUUUGGCUGCUAACUCUGGUCUCUCUCCAAUCGAUACAGUUACACAAUUACGUGCUCAACAAAUUACUGAGAAAAAUCCAAGAUUAGGUGUUGAUGCCUUAUAUAAUGGAACAAAUGAUAUGAAAUCUCUCAAUGUCAUUGAAACUUUGUUAUCGAAAAAAGAACAAAUUUCAUUGGCAGCCCAAGUUGUUCGUAUGAUUUUGAAGAUCGAUGAUGUUCGAAUUCCUGAUGAAGAACAUAACAUGGGAUAUUAA
Molecule: messenger RNA, 4011 nt
Organism: Strongyloides ratti
Lineage: Eukaryota; Metazoa; Nematoda; Chromadorea; Rhabditida; Strongyloididae
Product: Vacuolar protein sorting-associated protein 53 homolog
Exons: 3
Coding region: 1-4011 (1336 amino acids)
Biological process (GO): protein folding; retrograde transport, endosome to Golgi
Cellular component (GO): GARP complex
Molecular function (GO): ATP-dependent protein folding chaperone; ATP hydrolysis activity; ATP binding
Source: RefSeq, a predicted model, not a curated record